Messenger RNA from Melanotaenia boesemani (Boeseman's rainbowfish), 10252 nucleotides. RefSeq names its product helicase with zinc finger (gene helz). Gene Ontology annotation, molecular function: metal ion binding; helicase activity. Gene Ontology annotation, cellular component: cytosol; P granule. The coding region runs from base 103 to 6174 and encodes 2023 amino acids. Gene Ontology annotation, biological process: regulatory ncRNA-mediated post-transcriptional gene silencing. The transcript is spliced from 33 exons. The record is from RefSeq and is a predicted model, not a curated record. NCBI's taxonomy places the organism in Eukaryota, Metazoa, Chordata, Actinopteri, Atheriniformes, Melanotaeniidae.
UCUCAACCUUCAGAUCAGUACAUCCCACUAUGCUUUGCGAUGGUCUGACAAGUGGAUCCAAGAUGGCGUAGAAAGUAAAGCUAGACGUUUUGUCCCUGAGUCAUGGCAGACAGGAGAGCGGAGAAGUCAUGUGAAGAAGCCAGCAGAUCGUUAGCCAGGCGGGAGUACGAGGCGGCUGUCACCCACAGCACAGAUGCCCUGGUGGUCCUUGGGCCCCAAACCCCAUCCUCCAGUGCCCCUGUCCCACUGAGUCCUUCAUCCGUUGUUGCCGCCGGGCCCCUCCGCAGCCGUGCCCUGCUUUACCGAAUUGCUGCCUUCCUACAGCUGAAAAACUAUGAUGAAGCAGAUGAAGACAGCAAACACGUUCUGGCUGAAGAAAUUGCUCGGGGAGACGGUUCGCUACAGUCUAGUUUGCGCUCCAUGCUGUUGGAUGGCAGCCUGCAGGAGGUGGCCAGCAUCCUCUCCAAAGCCUUGUAUGGAGAACCAAUGAAUGGCAUUGUUACAAAGGACCUGACCCGAUUAAAAAUGCUCUUCUCUGAAAUAGAGGCUGUAAAUAGAGACAUGGCACCUGAAUACACAGACGACCUGGAUGAAGAGGUUCAAGAUGGCUGGCAGUUCCGGCCUCCUCCCAGAGGAGUCACUAGCAGUGAGGAGUACACCCUCUGUAAAAGGUUCUUGGAGCAGGGCCUGUGCCGGUAUGGGGCCCAGUGUACGUCAGCCCAUUCGCAGGAGGAACUUAUGGAGUGGCAGAAGCGUUAUGCAUCACGACUCAUUCGCCUCAAACAGCAGCAGGAGAGCAAACACUUCACUGAAAACUACAUGGAGACUCUGAUAGAAAAGUGGAUGAACUCCCUUUGCCCGGAGAAAGUGCUAAGCGACAGUUUAGAAGGAGUGAAUGUGGAGACCAGCUCCAGCCUCUCUGUUACAGUCACCACCAAAAAAUCCUCCCACUCCUGGAUCUUCUCCUUGUUGUGCAAGCCGGCUAGAAAGCUGUACCGCAUUGCUCUGCUCUAUGAUGCCCAUCGACCGCACUUCUUCAUCACAGGUGUGUCAGCUGGGGAACGCCUCCAAGCUGUUCCCAAAGGAUGCCAAGAGUGGACACCAGGAGAGGAGACGGCAGUGGCUGCAGACAAUGGCCUCGAUCACUGUGUCUACAAGGUAGCAGUCGGCUUCAGCACUGAGAUCUUUGGUACCUUCAGACAAACCAUUGUUUUUGACUUUGGUUCAGAGCCAGUGCUAAUGCAGCGAAUCAUGGUGGAUGCUGCCUCCAUUGAGGACCUAGAACACCUGAUGGCAGCCAGACAACAACUCUUGAUGACUGCAAAGCGCUGGGACCCUUCCUGUAAGACCAUUGUAGAAUUCUGUCCCAAUGAGACGAUGGGUGAACUGGAGCGUAGCCUCCUUUCCCGCUAUCAGAUACCUCUGUCAGCCGACCAGCUCUUCACCCAGUCAGUUCUGGACAAGUCUCUGACCAAAGACAACUACCAGGCCCGACUACAUGACCUGCUCUACAUAGAGGAGAUUGCACAAUAUAAGGAAGUUAGCAAGUUUAACAUCAAGGUGAACUUGCAGCUGGUCACUAGCUUUAUGCUGACUGGCAUUUCUGUUGGAGCCAAGUACGCUCAGAACGGACAGCUCUUUGCGCGUUUCAAACUUACUGAAACACUUUCCGAGGACACACUGGCUGGACGGCUAGUGAUGACUAAGGUAAAUUCAGUUCUGCUGCUACCAUUGGGCCGCGAAGUGGGCAGCAGCCAGCCGCCUCCUGGCGUCAAAGAGCGUGUUUAUGAGGCUGUGAUUGAGGAGAAAACCAAGGACUACAUCUUCCUAAGGAUCUGCAAGAACUGCUGUGAUGAGUUGGGGCUGCUGCCUGACAGAGAGUUACAGGUGGAGCUCCAGUUUCAGCUGAACAGACUGCCAUUAUGUGAGAUGCAAUAUGCCCUGGAUCGCAUCAAAGAUAACACCAUCCUUUUUCCUGAUGUUAGUUUGGUACCCACCAUCCCCUGGAGCCCCAACAGGCAGUGGGAUGAGCAGCUGGAUCCUCGUCUGAAUGCCAAGCAGAAAGAGGCCAUUCUGGCCAUCACCACACCCGUCUCUAUCCAUCUGCCCCCAAUCCUUAUCAUCGGGCCCUAUGGUACCGGCAAGACCUUCACCCUGGCUCAGGCCGUCAAGCACAUCCUUCGCCAGGAGAACAGCAGGGUCCUGAUCUGCACUCAUUCCAACAGUGCGGCUGACCUUUACAUUAAGGACUACCUUCAUCCUUAUGUUGAAGCAGGCAAUGCGCACGCCAGACCUCUCAGGGUAUACUUCAGGAACCGUUGGGUUAAGACGGUCCACCCAGCAGUGCAGCAGUACUGUCUGAUCUCCAGCACACAGAUCACUUUCCAGAUGCCCACAAGGGAGGACAUCCUCAGGCACCGCGUGGUUGUGGUCACCCUCAGCACCUCCCAGUACCUCUGCCAGCUUGACUUGGAGCCUGGGUUGUUCACUCAUAUCCUUUUGGAUGAGGCAGCUCAGGCCAUGGAGUGUGAAACCAUCAUGCCUUUUGCUCUGGCUAGCAAGACCACCCGCAUUGUGCUGGCUGGGGACCAUAUGCAGCUCAGUCCAUUUGUGUACAGCGAGUUUGCACGGGAGCGUAAUCUGCAUGUGUCACUACUGGACCGGUUGUAUGAGCACUAUCCUCCUGAAUUCCCUUGUCGCAUCCUCCUGUGUGAAAACUACCGCUCACAUGAAGCUAUCAUCAACUACACAUCCGAAUUAUUUUAUGAUGGGAAGCUGAUGGCAAGUGGCAAGCAACCCUCCCAUAAGGACUUCUACCCUCUGACCUUCUUCACAGCCAGAGGAGAAGAUGUCCAGGAGAAGAAUAGCACUGCCUACUACAACAAUGCUGAGGUAUUUGAGAUUGUGGAGCGGGUGGAGGAGUUGCGCAAAAAGUGGCCAGUUGCGUGGGGUAAGCUGGAUGAGGGAAGCAUUGGGGUGGUGUCGCCAUAUGCUGACCAAGUGUUUCGUAUUCGUGCUGAGCUCCGAAAGAAAAGAAUGCCAGAGGUCAGCGUUGAAAGAGUGCUCAAUGUCCAAGGAAAACAGUUCCGGGUGCUGUUCCUCAGCACAGUGCGAACAAGGCAUACCUGCAAGCACAAGCAAACAGCCAUCAAACGCAAAGAGCAGCUUGUCGAAGACUCAACGGAAGAUCUCGACUACGGUUUCCUGUCCAACUACAAGCUACUCAACACGGCCAUCACCAGAGCUCAGUCCCUGGUUGCAGUUGUGGGAGACCCCAUAGCUCUGUGCUCUGUUGGACGCUGCAGAAAAUUCUGGGAGCACUUUAUUUCUAUCUGCCAUGAAAACUCUAGCCUACAUGGCAUCACCUUUGAGCAGAUCAAGGCUCAGCUGGAGGCCCUAGAGCUCAAGAAGACUUACGUCCUCAACCCUCUGGCCCCAGAGUUCAUUCCCCGUGCCCUCAGGCCACUUCAAGGACACCAGUCUUCAUCACAGACCCUCCACUCCCUCCAUCAUCCGCAUCCUCAGCAUUUACAGCCAGCCUCCAACAAGCCGGGGCCAGCGCAGCAACAGCAGCAGUCACCCCCUAAGGGGAAACAUGCAAACCACACAGAGCACCUCCCACCUGAAGGAUAUGUUCAACCCAACCCUGCUGUGUUGAUGGGAAAUCCUAUUCGUGCUUUCACACCACCUUUGGGUGGCACAGCAGCUGGCAUGGGCAAGUCACCGAGCCCCGUGCAGAGAAUCGAUCCUCAUACAGGCGCCAGUAUUCUCUACGUUCCAGCUGUGUAUGGUGGGAACAUGGUCAUGUCCAUGCCUCUACCGCUGCCAUGGCCAGGUUACCAGAACCGCUUUGCUGUCGAUCCUCGCAUCAUGAGCCACCCAGCAGCCAUGGCCUACAAUUUCAAUCUGUUGCAGGCACAAAAUCGAGGCUCCCCCAUCCCGUAUAGCGGGGUGGCCCACCCCUCUUCUCUAGGAAUGGGACAGCCUAGCCCUGACAAGGAGCUACCGGCUGACCCCAUCAGAAAUGGUAAAGUAGAAGGAUGUCCAAAAUCAGAACAGAACCGUCUUCAGACCCCAGAGAGAAAAAAUGCAGACAUGAAGGAAAAACAGGGAGAUUUAGACACAGGCCAAAGUCGAAAUCUGGAUUCGCAUACCGAAGGCAUAGUUGGAUUUCCUAAUGCUUUGCUCCAUCGAAAAGACCCAUCAGCUGCUCAAAGACCUCUCAACUAUCACCUAGCACCCCCCAGUCCAGCUUUUCCUCCACAUCCUGCAGGUGGAAGAGCCUUCCCCCAGCAGUAUCCAAUAUCCAGGCUUCCUUACCGAGUAAACCAGCCUCAACACCCAGGAAUGGCUCAGCAGAGUCAACAGCAGCAGCAACAGCUCAGUCCUGCCUACGCUGGUGGAACCCAUAACUCUUCCUUCUUCAGCGGCCCGAUCCCCUCUCACAGAUCUGUCCAGUCACCCUCUGUGGAUGGACCAGAGACUGGAGGGGUGGAGGAGAUUGGCUCCAUUAGGACUGCAAUGGGCCACCAAGGGGGGCACCACCCAGGUCUGUCACAACAUAACAGGGUUGGCAACUUUGGGGAGGAUGGACAGGAUGGAAACCUGGGAGACAGUUUGGACCUCCAGAGUCCCUUGGCUCUAGAGGCCCUGAGCCAGCAACAGCAGGCAGCCAGGCUGGGCCAGUUGGGGGAGGCAGCAGGCCCUUUCCUUCAAGGGAGCGUCACCUUUCCUCUGCCCCAACAUCUUGCCCACCUUGCUCAACCCGGCAUGGCUCGCUUUCCCCAUCAACUGCUUCGGGCAGCCAGCUGGGGGCUUAGUGCCAAUAUGGAUGACGAGGCUGCUCCCGCUGCCUCUACAGGGCCAUCGUUCACAAGGUAUCCUGGCCUCUUGAGAGAGAUGCCUCCACAGGAGCAACCUGAAGCAAGAGAAGCAGCUGAGAUGCAGCCCCCACCUCAGUCCCGUCUCCUCCAGUACAGACAGUCCCAGUCCCGUGCCUCAGGUGACCCUUCAUCCUCUUUAGCUGCCAUCUCCAAUCAUUCUGGCCCUUAUCCAGCUGGACUUUACUCCCAUGAAACUGGACGCAGUGUCCUUAAUGACAACCUUCUCAACAAUCAAACUCUGCUGCAACAGCACCCUGUGAAUCCCUUAUACAAUACUGGUAGCUAUCAGCAUCAGCCACCAGGACAUUCUGGCAGCCCACCUCCCUCCCAGGUCAAAUACCUUCUGCAAGAAGCCCAGUGGUCCCAAAGCGGCGCAACAUCUGCAUCACAACAGAACCACAUUUUAGCAAACCAGGGGCACGGCCUCCCUUAUGGGCUGCCCAUUAUGGCUCACCCCAGCAGGCAAGAGCAGGUGCACCUGAUGCAACUUCACCAUCAGCACCAACAACAGCAGCAGCAGCAGCAGCAUAAUCAUCAUCAACAGCAACAACAACAAAGUCAAGGUCCAGACCAGGAAGCCUACCACCCACUGUCCCCGAGAACAUCAGCAGCAACAGCCCUUCACAAUGUAGAUGAGUAUGAACCCAGAGGUCCAGGUCGGCCCCUCUAUCAGCGCCGCAUCUCCUCCAGCUACCCAGAUGAAUCAUCUCCAGCCAACACCCACAAUACCCUGUCCCAGCAGUCCCAGCCCUGUCCAUCAGAACCCCAGGACCACCCACAGUUACAUCAUCAGCAUCCACACGCACCCUACAACUAUCUCUCACACGACCACCUCUGGCCCAGUAAUGGUGGGGGUCCCGGUCCGUUUCAGAACAUUCCAUGUAACGGAGCCGGCACACUCGCUCAGCAUCGGGACCUUCUGGCUUCCAAGGUCCUCCGUCAGACAGAUGAGCAGGUAAAGGCCGAGCCCACAGCAGCACAGCAGACCUAUCCACACACCAUCAACUCCCUUCAGCAUCAGUUUCCUCCACUCAUGUCAAACAAAAAGCAGCAGCAGCAGCAGCCGCCGCCGCCGCCACCACCACAGGCUCCCACAGAACCCACCCAGGGGGCUCCAAAUUUAAGCAAACCACCCACCAUGUCCUAUGCGAGCGCCCUCCGCGCUCCACCCAAGCCCCGAGCUGUUCGGCCCGAACAGGUCAAAAAGAACAGCGAUCCCCUCUCCCUCCUACAAGAGCUGAGUAUAGGAAGUUCAAAUGGUAGCAAUGGGUACUAUUCCUACUUUAAAUGAGUUUCACUUCUCCUUCAUAAUAUGUAAUGGCAUAAGAAAAAAAUAUAUAUAAAAAAAGAGAAAAACAUUGAUUUAAAAAAAUAAAAACAAAAAAAGUGAAAAAAGUUUCUUAAAUAAAAUAGACAAAAAAAAGUCAGUGCAUUUAAAAUUGGUUUUAUUAGUAGGUUUGUUUUCUGCAUUUUGUUUCAUUUUAACUUUUUAUCGUAAACUGUCUUUUUUUCCUCCUGUUUCACAUAUCUGUGAAGAAAGUAAGUAUAUAUAAUGAAUGCAUUACUGGUAUAUAUACAUACUUAUUAUGUAUAUAUGAAUAUAUACUUAUAUUAUCUACACUUGUAUAUGUACGUAAUGCUAAAAAAACUAGAAAAAAAAAAAAAAAAAAUCUUGGUUGACCACUUAGCUAUUCACUUUUUUUUCCUUGACUGUAGUUUUGUUGAUACUAAGAAAAUUGUUGACUUUUUUUUUUCUUUUUCUAUUCCUCAGAUUUGAGUGGCGUCUUUAAUUUCAUACUACUGUUGUUGUGGUAAUAGACGAAAGCUAAGUGGUCAACUGACACAAACUUCAUGGAACAGUGUAUAGAAGUAGAUGAAUUUUCCUCUAAUCUGUACAGAUAAAGAAAAUAAAAAGACUGAAUUGUAUGCCUAAGACAUCAUGCUAGUAUUGUAUUAUUAGUUCUUUCUUUCUUUUUUUUGUUUGUUUUCAGCUUCUCUUCUUCAAUUCUUAGUCAUCCUGACCUGGGAAUCAUCUUCAGUGAUUUUAGUGGGAAAUGUGAUUAUUUAUAGAAAAAUAACUAUACAAAUAAUGAUUUCAUCAUUUAAUUUUCACUGAUGCUCAUAAAAAAAAAAAUAGAAACGGUGUGAAAACGUCAGAAUAUCAACAACCAUGCCAUUCUUCCUGUCAUCUUUUCAGAUCAAAAAACACAAAACUUUGCUUUCUGCCACGAGAUGGACUAUUGUUUUAUUUUACCCCUUUUAUGUUGGAUGACUUCCCAGCAUGUUUCCCAGGAACAUUGUUCCAGUGACUACUGGGAAUGGGUGAUCUUUUUUUUUUUUUUUUUUUUUUUUUAAUUUGUUAGAAAUUCGUUUUCAGCCUUUUUUACCACAUUGUGUGGAACGUUUGCUGUACUCUGAAGGUUAGUGUAAGUGAAGAGAGUGGUGAAGUCAGAGUGGUGUGUCAUACAGUAAGUGGGAUGAUCCGUGCUUCCAGUCAGAUGUUUUUGAACAAACUAAAAAAAAUUAAUAAAAAAAACAUUUUUGGUUUAAAGUUGCUGGUACUAAGGAGUAAAUGCCCUGAAAAUGGAAGUGUAUGUAACAAAGAUGGUGUAAAACAUUUAAAGCUUUGAUAUGUCCUCUGAAGUGAUCUGAAUUAUCUUUUCACUCACAUAUGUCAGACAUGUUUGCUUUAACAGUCAACCAGCAGCCCCAGUCCCGAAUAUUUUGUUUUCUUUUGUUACAUCUGCUUAAAAACAAAAGAUCAUGUGGCCCCCGUUCUUUACUUUAGAGCAAACCUUUGCUUUUGCAGAAUUGAUGCUACUGAUGGUUGAAAACAGGUCUGUCAAUAAGUAGACAUGAAAAUCAAAAGGUCAGAUGUUAAAUAUAAAAGAAGCAAAAAAAAAAAAAGAUUAUUCGAUUUUUCUAUUUUGUGCCUACAUUUCACUCCAUAUAUAAAGACAAAUGAUUAAACUUGACAAACUGACCACAAUGUUGUAGACAAAGGACAUUUGUGUCUCCAUGCAGGAAGUCGAUCAAUGAUUUUUGGGAAAACUUUUGUUUUAUCUGAUCCAUUCAACUUUAAUGUAGCUGUGAUACAGAUGAGCUGUGGAGAAAAAAAACAGCCUCACGCAGUUUAACAAGUUUUCUUUUUUACCGUUAAUGUGUCUCAAUUUCUCAGUGGCUUUUUUUUUUUUAAUACUAGAAUGGCCAAAGAUCAUUUGCCAUUUUUUUCUAUAGAAUUAGUCUUUUAAUACUGUAAAAGGGACCUUUUGAUGAGUCAGCUUUUUUCUUUUCUGAUGUGAUAUUUGCACACUUUUCUGUCAUUUUGAGAGUUAAAGACACUUUGUGAGCCUUGCUUUUAUUUUACAUGAUGUCAUUUCGGAUAUGGUAGAUAAAUAGAUAUAAAAAGAUUUUCCUUCACCAACAUUUAACAAAAACAAAAGUCUGUUCAAAAACCUUUGACUGUUAGUAUGUUUUUGGCUCUGCAUAAUAAGAAUGAAUGUGGAAGUUGUCGAAGUAUUAAAUUCUCCACCUCUGACCUGAUACAUCUGAUAAAUUGUUACAGCUGUUGAUAAAUCUAGUUUUGUUUUGGUACAAUAUCUCUGACCCUGCUCUGCUUUUUACUGCAGCCACAUUAUUUUUUUGUCUUUGACUGAAUUACUGGAGGCCAAGUAGGUCACAGAAAUUUUACGUUAACCUGUUGUCUUUAAUUCAAUAACUCUUAAACAUCACUGCCCCUUCUGCAAAAAGAUGACAUGAUGGUUUUAUAUAUAUAUAUAUAUAUAUAUAUAUAUAUAUAUAUAUAUAUAUAUAUAUAUAUAAAUCUUCCUUUUGUUACAAAGCUUCAGAGUGGCAUAGAAAUCCCUCAGCUGAUAUCAGAUGUGUUUUGAAGUGUCAGUGGAAAGCUUUGUUAAAGGUGUGGUCUUCUUUUCAAGUUUUGACAUUUUAAUUCAAAGGUCCAGAUUUUCUGACUUAACAGAGUACACGUACUUGUAAAUAUGCAUUUUCUAUGUAUUUACAAACGAAAACUUUGGGAGCGCCUCAAUUUUGUAGAAGCUGUUCCAAGAAGAGGUAUGCCCUUUUUAAUUAUGCAAAUUCACAAAAAAAAAAGGAAGGAAAAAAAAAAAGAGAUCAUUCUAGAAAUGGACAACAACCAGAUUGGUAGUUGCAACAUCUUAUAACUUUUUAGAUUUUUUCCUUUAUUUUAUUUUAUUUUUAGUUUGUUGCUGUUGUUAAAUAAAAGACGGUGUCUGGCUAAUUUGGCAGAUAAUCUUCUCGGCACCCUUGAGACAACUUGUUUCACUGUACAAUACAUGUUUUUAAUUACAUGUUGCUGGAUUUGUCCUGUUAUGUUUUCUCACCACAGCUGUACAACAAUCAACACGGAUUACUUUUUAAAUGUCUAUAUAUAUAUAUUUUUUUUUCUUUUCAUGCAUGUUGAGAUGACCUGACUGGUUUUUAUCCCUGUUUUUAUCAGUUUUUAUUGAUUUUAUGGAUGGAUGAAAAAUGAAAAAAAGGCAAAAAAAAAAAAAAAGCAUUUGUUCAACCUUCAAAGUCAAAUUUCUGGUAUAUUAUUUGAUGUGUACAAUAACUUGUUACAUUAUCAACAAAACUGUUAUGCUACUUUUACUAAUGUGUUGAUCAGAUAAUGUAAUGGUCAUGUUAGUGCUCCUAUAUUCCCCCCCCCCCCCCCCCCCCCCCCCCCCCCCCCCUGCAGUUACUUAGCAGGCUAAAGCUGAGGUUGCUCCCUGCUGAAGGUUAAUCUCUGAAGUUUUGCAAUACUAAUAUAUGACAGCUUCUUUAGCUACGCUUAUAUUUAUUUUUAAAGCAGAAGAGAUUAAGCCAAGUCAUUUUAAAGGGAUUUAUUUCCAGCCUUUUUUUUUUUAACUCAGUUAAAAAGGAACGAUAACUAAAUUUACUCCUGCAUUUAAGUUAGUUUGUAAGUGUUUCAGCUCCCAACAUUUCAAUAAAUAUCAUAUGAAAUGGAGAAAAAAGCCUGUUUUGCUUUGUUAAAAUGAAGUGAAGCUAACUUGGGUGUGGCAGAUAGAAAGGAAAGGAGAGGGAGCAACCUUUUGCCCGGCCAGCAGAGAGCACUGUGUUCAGCCUUCGAUAAACACCAUCUUUUUCUUGUUAUCUGUUGGGACUCCUCUGUUCUUCCCUCGCUGCAGUGAAUCAAUGGCACACCUGUUGUCUCAGCUUCCCACUCCCAUUGGUUCCUCCCUCGUGGGUACAAAAUAAUGAAUAGAUUGGUUUUACUCUUCUUCAUUUCGGUUGGUGGUGGUCAUAAUAAAGGAUUUAGUCUGUGUUUUAAAGUUUUCUUUUUUUUAUUUGAUUUUAUUUGUUUCUCUAUUAAAGUGUUUUUAUUGAAA